Molecule: messenger RNA, 309 nt
Organism: Scedosporium apiospermum
Lineage: Eukaryota; Fungi; Ascomycota; Sordariomycetes; Microascales; Microascaceae
Exons: 2
Coding region: 1-309 (102 amino acids)
Biological process (GO): regulation of transcription by RNA polymerase II
Molecular function (GO): protein dimerization activity; RNA polymerase II cis-regulatory region sequence-specific DNA binding; DNA-binding transcription factor activity, RNA polymerase II-specific
Source: RefSeq, a predicted model, not a curated record
AUGGCAACUUCCAAAUCAUCAUCAGAAGAGCGCCAAUCCGCGCCACCGCCCGAGGAGAAGCCUCGCCUUACCGAAUCAGAGAAGAAGAUGAACCACAUCGCCUCGGAACAAAAACGAAGACAAGCCAUCCGCGAAGGCUUCGACCGCCUCACCGAACUCGUUCCCGGUCUCGAAGGUCAAGGCCGCUCCGAAGGCCUCGUCCUCAAGCGCACCGUCCAGUUCAUGCGCGACCAACUCGCCGAGAACCAGCGCAUGGUCGAGGAGAUUGAGAGCCACGGCGGCGAUGUACCCGAGAAGUUUAAAGUCUAG